AUGCCCCCCUCAUCACCCACUCUCCCUCCCCUCCGCUCUCACAACCUCUCCUACCACAUCCCCUUGCUCCUCGGCCCUCUCGCCACGGAAUCCCGCCAUUCACUCCUCUCCUGGUUCGACAGCGUCAGCACCACCCGCCGCAUGCCCUGGCGCAAACCCUGGAUCGACCCAUCCUCCCCCCUCUACUCCUCCGACCCGUCAGCCCUACGCUCCGCCCUCGAGCGCCGCGCCUACGAAGUGUGGAUCAGCGAGAUCAUGCUCCAGCAAACCCGCGUCGCCGUCGUCAUCGACUACUGGACCCGCUGGAUGGCCCGCUGGCCCACCAUCCACGACCUCGCCGUCGCCACGCCCGACGACGUCCUGAGCGCCUGGCGCGGCUUGGGCUACUACAGCCGCGCCACCCGCAUCCACCACGCCGCGCGCCUGGUCGUCGCCGACCCGGCCAUGCGAGGGCUCCUGCCGCGCGACGUGGCCGAGCUCGAGAGGAAGCUCCCCGGCGUAGGGCGCUACACGGCCGGCGCCCUCGCUGCCAUCGUCUUCGGCCUGCCGGCGCCCAUGGUCGACGGGAAUGUUUUGCGCGUGCUGAGCCGUCAGCUGGGGCUUUUCGUCAAUGUCAAGACGGACAGGGCCGCCGUCGACCUGCUUUGGGCCGCUGCCGAUGCGUUGGUUCAUGCCGUGGCCACAUGCACGGACACAGACGGUCCCCGCGACGCGAGCCCGGCUCGUGCCGACGAGGAGGCGGUCUGUCUGCCGAAUGACCGCCCGGGCCGCUGGGGUCAGGCCUUGAUGGAACUCGGCAGUACGGUCUGUACGCCGAAACCGAACUGCUCGCAGUGUCCCGUCACGUCGACCUGUCGUGCUUACGCCGAAGGACGAGCGCUGGCUUCCAAACCCGAAGGCGAGGCCGGGACCAAGACCGGCCACUCGCCCGAUAUCGAGGAUGCUAUAUGUACCCUAUGCCACCCCUUCGAAGAAGCAUCGGUGGAGGACACCACCGGCGACGCGGAGGUCGUCAUCGGGACGAAGGAGGGUUCGAAAAAGCCCAAGUUAAAAGUCAAGAAACAGUCCACAUUGUCCGUUUUCUUCCAACAAAAGCCCACGGGCAUCCCCACGAAAGCAGGCGGCGAAAUAGAAGUCAUCGUAGACCAUUGUCGGAAAUUUCCCGUCAAAGGCGUCAAGAAGGCCGUCCGGGAGCAGGAGACGGUGGUAUGCGCCAUUCGCCGAAGCGACGACGGCAGCUACCUCAUCACCCGGCGGCCCGAUAAAGGCUUGCUUGCCGGACUGUGGGAGCUUCCCAGCCGCACCCUGGUCGACGCACGCGGGGUGGACGAAAAAGCAUCGUCGUCCAAAACGGCGCGUUCGAAGCUGGCCAAGUCCCAUGUAAUGGAGAUGCUCGCCCGAAAGGAUGCGUCGGGAGGGCAAAAAAAUAAGCUCAAGAACAUCAACAUCACCCAUGAGGGAGAGCUCGGAAGCGUUCCGUGGCUCUUCUCUCACCUAAAGCUCACCAUGCACGUCCACCUUUUCGUGUUAGACAGCGGCUGGUCGGAUGCGGAUGCGGAUGCGGAUGCAGAUGCAGGGGUCCUCUGUACCCCGACUGCAAUGCAACGCUGGGCCUCCUCCGGUGGGGAGAUGGACGGCGAGUCCAUGGGCACGGGGAUGCGGAGAUGCUGGGCCAUGGUUCGGGAUUGGGAGCAGGAGACUUUUGGUUGA
Molecule: messenger RNA, 1710 nt
Organism: Sodiomyces alkalinus F11
Lineage: Eukaryota; Fungi; Ascomycota; Sordariomycetes; Glomerellales; Plectosphaerellaceae
Product: DNA glycosylase
Exons: 1
Coding region: 1-1710 (569 amino acids)
Biological process (GO): mismatch repair; base-excision repair
Cellular component (GO): nucleus
Molecular function (GO): oxidized purine DNA binding; adenine/guanine mispair binding; purine-specific mismatch base pair DNA N-glycosylase activity
Source: RefSeq, a predicted model, not a curated record